AUAAAAAGGAAGCAAGAAUCACACUCUUUGAAUAAAAUCUUAAAAUAGUUGGUAUCCCUAAAACUAUAAAUACACCACCAUAUCUACUUUUAGCUUUAAACUCCAACCCCCUUCCCCAACUCUUAACCACUCUUGAGUCUAACCUUUAACCUUUUUCUCUUUAUUACUUUUUAAACACAAUAAAACUUCCUCACUUCUCAUUUAACUGUGAUCCUUCUCAAUUACCAACAAUGUUGAUCAUCAAUCGUAGCUUCUUUUUUCUCCACACAUUCCUCUUCUUGUUAGGCUUUUCAACAAACACAGCAUCAGCAACCGUGUUUAAUCUCCUCAACAACUGCCCAUACACAGUCUGGCCCGCUUCACUAACAGGAAACGGCCCACCCCUCCUCACACAAUCAAACCACACUCUACCACAUGGCUCAUCACUCACCCUCAACCCCCCAGCAGGCUGGUCAGGCCGAUUCUGGGCCCGAACAGCCUGCAACUUCAACCCCAAAGGCACAGGCACCUGCUCAACAGGCGACUGUGGGGGACUCACUUGCACGGGUGGGGGAAUCCCACCCGUGUCCCUUGUAGAAUUUACCUUAAACGGAGCCAAUGGUAUGGACUUCUACGACGUAAGCCUUGUUGACGGAUACAAUGUAGGCAUAGGAGUAAAGCCGAUAAAUGGUGGAAUCGGGAAUUGUGAGUAUGCUGGGUGUGUUGAGGACCUGAACGGGUCAUGUCCACCCGAGCUACGAGUGGUGGACCCGAACCGUUCAGGUGCGGUAAUUGCGUGUAAAAGUGCGUGUACUGCGUUUAAUAAACCGGAGUAUUGUUGUACGGAGAAUUAUGGGACCCCACAAACGUGUACGCCUACGAAGUAUUCGAAGUUGUUCAAGAAUGCGUGUCCAACUGCUUACAGUUAUGCUUAUGAUGAUGCUACCAGUACAUGUACUUGUACUGGGUCGGAUUAUUUGAUCACUUUCUGCCCUUCUACUCUGUGAUUUGUCAAAAAAAAAAUAAAUAAAUAUAUGUUGUAUUUUUUUUAGUGUAAUUUAUUUUAUCUAUGGCGUAGGUAGUGGCAUCACACAACAUGUAUCAGUUAAGGAAAUUCUUGUUUUUUUAGUUGUAUGUUUUAGAACAUUGUAGUUGGUUCAUGGCAAUUGUGAGUAAUUAUGUUUGAUUAGAAUAUUAGAAUAAAAAUUCAUAUAUAAAACGAUCUUAUGGUGAGAUUAUUUUAAUUGGAC
Messenger RNA from Amaranthus tricolor (Joseph's coat), 1229 nucleotides. Its product is annotated as pathogenesis-related protein 5-like. NCBI's taxonomy places the organism in Eukaryota, Viridiplantae, Streptophyta, Magnoliopsida, Caryophyllales, Amaranthaceae. Gene Ontology annotation, biological process: defense response. The record is from RefSeq and is a predicted model, not a curated record. The transcript has 2 exons. The coding region runs from base 231 to 986 and encodes 251 amino acids. Gene Ontology annotation, cellular component: extracellular region.